AUGCAUCGGGGAAUAUUUUGUAUACCAAUCGAAGGACUAGGAGAUAAGGGAUUCAUCCAUAAGCUUGGGCAGGUGAAAAUGCUGCAGCAUGACGAGAAAAAACUCAAGUCAGAAGACGGUACUGGCGGUCAACUCCCUCGAGUCAAACCAGCCCUGCCAGCCAAGCCGAUCAAUAUUCCACCCCCAAACCAUCACCACAUUGUUGUGGCCGCAGGAACUGGUCUGGGUGCAAUAAAUUCCGGUUCUAACGGAAGUAAGGUGAAACAGAUUCGCAAAAACUUCUCCACUGCAAAGUCCGUUGACGGGGCUGAUAUUUGUGGCGACUUUGGAAGUGGCGGCGUUAGUAGACGACUAUUUACUAAACCCUCCCCUCCUCCAGGCGUCCCGGUGCCAGACAGAGGGGUGGGCGAUAGUGGAGCUGGCAAUGCGGUAGUUUCUUCCUCCUCGCCCAGCCGCAAGGUUGCAACCAAGACAAGACUCACUGACCAACAACCCAAAGCAACUCCAUCGUCUUCGCCAAACAUGGGCUGUUCGAACGAUUGCUGUGGAAUUAUUCUAAACUCGCACAAUCAUAAACAAACGACCCAACCAUCUAGCCUAGCGCACUCGAAGAACGGAACAAGUUGCAGCCUAAGCAGUGCCACCAAUAGUAUCAAACAUACGUUAAACGCAAAACUUUUCAGUGAAGAAUCGAAACCUCCCAAAGGAUCCCGGAAGCAGGAAGAAACUCGAAUAAAAUCUUCCAGUGACAGUGUUGACAGUUCGCUUUCCUCCAGUUCCGGUGGCUUUCGGGAUCCGGAGUUCAUCGCUCGUCAAACGAUGGCAUUCGAGCUGUACAAAUCACGGGAUGCUGCAACAUCGAGCAGCAGCAGUAACUGCAUCACAAAACCACCUCAGCACAUACAAAGCAUAUCACAGUAUCAGAAAUCAUCGAAACAACUCGAACAGAUGCUAGCACAACGACUCGAAAAAAGCCUUGCACUGGGAGGACCGUCGGGAUCGACCCCGCCAGUGCAUCCCAACACCACUGCCACCCACUUUAGGGCGCGAAGCAUCGAUACCGGGAUUAGUGGAGGCAGUUUAAGUACUUUCAAUGCGGCCGGAAGUAGUAGUAGUAGUACCGGGGGAUGUUUUCUCGGUGGCAGCACUAUUCCGAAGCAAAUUCAGCAGAAGUUACAGGAGGAGAUGAAGCUGCAGUGUAAAAAUAUAAAGGAUAAAUUUCUCAUUGAAAAACGACAUCCGCAGGAGCACUACAAGCCGGUGUAUCGGGAUUCGACGAAAAUGGUUCAUAGUUCCGGGUCUAAUGGUUCUAUCAAAAAAAUGGUUCAUAGUUCCGGGUCUAAUGGUUCUAUCAAA
This is a messenger RNA of Uranotaenia lowii, 1356 nucleotides long. RefSeq lists its product as uncharacterized. The transcript has 4 exons. NCBI's taxonomy places the organism in Eukaryota, Metazoa, Arthropoda, Insecta, Diptera, Culicidae. The record is from RefSeq and is a predicted model, not a curated record. The annotation marks the transcript as partial.